Molecule: messenger RNA, 1674 nt
Organism: Closterium sp. NIES-65
Lineage: Eukaryota; Viridiplantae; Streptophyta; Zygnematophyceae; Desmidiales; Closteriaceae
Source: the annotation of a GenBank genome assembly
AUGGUUCCGCACGUUCCUAAUGCCCGAUCCGAAUCCUACGGCUCGACUCAAAAGCUGCUCUCACGCUCCUCAAUACCAUGCUCCCCCUCCUCAUCUGCUUUUGAGUCGACUCAAAAGCUGCUCUCACGCUCCUCGCUACCAUGCUCCCCCUCCUCAUCUGCUUUUGAGUCGACUCAAAAGCUGCUCUCACGCUCCUCACUACCAUGCUCCCCCUCCUCAUCUGCUUUUGAGUCGACUCAAAAGCUGCUCUCACGCUCCUCACUACCAUGCUCCCCCUCCUCAUAUGCCCCCCAGCACGCCAGUCCUCUUCCUCUGCUGCCCUCAACCUGCCCCACAAGCUCAAGCACUCCAAUCCUCUGUCUCUGCUGCCCUCUCAACCCGCCCCACAAGCGCCAACGCGCUCUCCUCACAGCCACCUCCUUGCUCCCUUUUGUCUUCUCCCCACCCCUCCUCCCUCUCUCUUCUCUCCCACCCUUUCCCCACACACAGGCACUCCAAUCCUCUGUCUCUGCUGCCCUCAACCCGCCCCACAAGCGUCAGCGCCCUCUCCUCACGGCCACCUCGCUACCCCACCCUGCCUCCCACACCUCUCGCUCCUUCACCUCUGCGGCUGCGGCUGCUGCAGCUGCAGCUGCUGCUGGCGGCGGUGCUGCGUCAGGUGGAUUCUCAGCUAGUGCCACAUCGGCCAUGGGGAGAGAUCCAGCUGCUGCAGUGCCCGGGGUAAAGAAGCGGCAUCUGCAGCAACAGCAGCCACAGUUUCACUUUCUCUCGUCCCACCCUCCCUCCUCCACCACCGUCCCCUCUGCUGCCUCCAACCCUCAUUUCUUCUUCAGCAGCAAGAGCCUACGCACCUCGCCCUCCCACUCCUACACCUCUGCUGCUGUUCCCUCCCUCUCCUCUGGCCUUCCCCCCCACCCACAGUCUGCUCUUAUCCGCACACGCUCUGACCCAUCCCAACUCCUCGGCUCGGAGACGGGUCGAGUAGCCGGUAGCCAUAUGUCUGGUUCAGGCGCAGGUUUCCAGACAGGCUCGGAGAGCAGGCCCGGGCUGAGCUACGGGAGCAGGUCUGCCUCGGUGUUGGUUCCAGGUCCGGUGCUGGGCGGCAUGAGCUUCGGUAGCCGGUCGGCUUCUGGUGCGGUACUUUCCAGGAAGCUGAGCCGGGCAUAUCGGCAGGACAAGGGAGGAAAAGCGGGCUCUGACCCUUGGACCCCCACCACUGCCGAUGGCUCUACCUCUUUCUUUCACUCGUUUGCUACUUCCUCCACCUCCACCACUCCCACUGCACUCACCCCUGCUGAUGGCACCACCCCCACCACCACCGCUGCCAACACUCCUGUUGAGGGGGUCACUCCUACCACGCCUGCCAGCAGCACCGCUUUCAACCGCGCUCAAAAGUCCCCCACCACCCCGGCUGCGUCUGAGAAGGACUCCCCAGCUGCCGUUGCUAUGAGCAGGCCUAUCAGCAGGGGGGAGGACAACCUGGUGAACCAGCGUGUGGCCACACACGCCCUCUCCAAGCAGGGCGCUCGCGUCGAGGUGGUGGGCAACGGGCAGCUCGCUCUCACCGCCAUGGAGGAGCGGGCGGCGUCGUUCGACCUCAUUCUCAUGGACAUUCAGGUGUGUUUUGUUUGUCGGCAUAGUUUUCGCUAUCGUCGGCAGCAGUGGAGUUAUUGA